AUGUUCGGGAUCGGCUUCGGAGGGCGGAAUCCUAUAAGCACAUCCAUCCGCGGCGAAUACUUCGGACGAAGCUCGUUCGGCAAGAUUAUGGGGAUGUCGCAGGUGCCGAUGAACAUAAUGCUGCUCGGGGCACCGAUAUAUCCCGCGAUUCUGCACGACAUGCAGGGAAGCUACGACUUUGCUUUCCUGUCGCUUGCGGCGCUGAACUUCAUUGGAGGCGUGAUGUUCCUGUUUGCAAAGAAGCCGACCAAGAGAUCGGCGCGGACGGGCUGA
Molecule: messenger RNA, 273 nt
Organism: Geodia barretti
Lineage: Eukaryota; Metazoa; Porifera; Demospongiae; Tetractinellida; Geodiidae
Source: the annotation of a GenBank genome assembly